AUGGAUCUCCGUCAUCAUUUAGAACGGAAAAGGGAAAGGAAGACUCCAGAAAUAGAAAAUGGCCCAGAGAUAGUCGCUGAGAACAAAGAUCAAUGGGAAGCACGGUUCGCGGAACUCAACGACAAGUUCUUAACCCUGGAAAGGAAGCAGCAGUUGUCGACAAUUCCUGUAAUAGUUCAGGCAAUGAUGGAAGAGACCAAACCUCCUUUCACCUCCACCAUCAUGGAUGAAGUAAGGCCGCAGAGGUUUCAAAUACCUCCCGUCAUCCAAUAUUCUGGGUCCGGUGACCCAUCCGAAUAUGUAGAAGCUUAUUGUUCGUGGAUGCAAAUCCAGACAACAACGGAUGCAAUGAUGUGUAGGGGAUUUUCUAUCACCCUUACAGGAUCCGCUCAGAAAUUGAGUCGACUAUUCCUUACCCAAUUCACAAGUGAUAAGAAAAGUCGGAAACCCAAUACUCACCUGCUCACCAUCAAGCAAGGGCCAAAAGAGUCGCUGAAGGACUACAUUGCUCGCGUCAACGAGGAAGCAUUGCAGGUAGAAUACUACAAUGACAAAAUGACGCUCAAUGCAGUGUUCAGUGGUCUGAAAGAGGGAAGGUUCACUUUCUCCAUUGGAAAGAACCCGCCAAAGACAUUGGCGGAAUUUGUUGCGAGAGCUCAGAAAUACAAUAAUGCCGAGGAGUUUACCAACGCCCGCAAAAGUGUGCAGGCUGACUCGAAACAUCGAGAUGAGCGAAAGUUCUACCACUUCAAUCAGGACCAUGGCCAUAACACGAAUGAUUAUGUGGAUCUCAAGGAUGAGAUCAAGUCCCUUAUCCACAAGGGACAUCUGUGUCAAUACGCUAAAAGAGAGAGAGCCGCUCGGAAGGAAGAACGGGAGCAAGAGCGACCAAAAAACCCCACGAAAGAGCCAGCUGAAAUCCGCACCAUUUUCGGAGGAUUGGCAGGUGGGGGAGAUUCGAACAGUGCCCCGAAGACCUACUCUCGGAAGUACGAUUCGGAACGUUACAUCCAUUUAAGCGAGCGGCCUAGCAAAGAACUCCGGAUCAAUCCAUGCAGUCUAACCUUUACGGAAGAUGAUGCGCGUGAGAUCCAGCAUCCGCACGACGAUGCCCUGGUGAUCACAAUGACCAUAGCAAAUCACAAGGUAUAUCGCAUCCUGGUUGACACCGGAAGUUUAGCCGAUGUGAUCUAUUCCGAAGCUUUCGAAGGAAUGAGGGUUCCACGAUCGCACCUCCGACCCAUGAAGACCCCCCUGCACGGCUUUGCCGGAGAGAGAGUGAUCUCCGAACAAGCCAUCUCCCUCCCAGUGACUGCGGGAGAAGGGCAACACCAAGUCACCAUUAUGGUAGACUUUCUUGUUGUCAAUGUGCCAUCGGUGCACAACAUCAUUCUGGGUAGACCCUCCCUCAAUGCAAUGAGGGCAGUUGUCUCUACUUAUCACCUGAAGAUGAAGUUCCAGCCGAGGGCGGAAUAG
This is a messenger RNA of Magnolia sinica, 1476 nucleotides long. RefSeq lists its product as uncharacterized. The transcript is spliced from 3 exons. Bases 1 to 1476 code for a protein of 491 amino acids. The record is from RefSeq and is a predicted model, not a curated record. NCBI's taxonomy places the organism in Eukaryota, Viridiplantae, Streptophyta, Magnoliopsida, Magnoliales, Magnoliaceae.